CGAAGAAAGUCCGGAUGACGUUGUUAAUGGAAAACAAGUGAAAAGAAAGGAAGAGGAAGACCAGCCACAUGAGCUGUGAAGAAGUUAUACCAAGCAGUAGCUGUUGUCUUUCGUCUGCUUACAGCGGGCGACGUCUCCUCGUGUGUUAUUGAUGGGUGCAGUGCUGCCUUGCAUUACUUAGGCCAUAAUAUCAGGGUUGCUGUUGUGAGAGAAACAAGAGGGAGAUGAGUUCUGAGCAGAGGAAGAGUUUGUUAAUGGAACCCUCAACACCACCAUUACAAGACUUGCCAGCUACAUCACCACAACUCUGCACUUCACUCACUCCUGACUGCUCCUCCCAUCCACAUCCUACAUGUCCCAGCAGUGUCACUUCAAUGGAUGUGGAUGGCCAAGUCCCAGAGUCACUUCCCACAGCUGACCACAUGCCCAUACUUGGUCAUACACCAUCAGGUGAUGGCAUAUCAACAGAAGGCCACAUGACCCACAUACCAUCUAAUCCCAGUUCUGUAGCUACCACUGACCAGACAAAUACACCUAAACAUACUGACACAGUUCAGUAUUCCACUAGUAAUGGUCAUACUCCAGGAAUCUCUAAUUUGCCCACAUUAGGGAGCACUCCCACCUCAGACCACUUGCCCACCACUGCUUUCAAAAAUUCUACCUCAGUUGACACCUCAUCAUCAUUCAAAGACACAUUCCGAGAAAGUAGUCAUACUCCCAACCAAAUAAACAAGACUACUGAGGGGAAGGCAACUGAGAAGGUGAACCACUCUCCUGCCAGCUCUAUGCAUCUUCUGCUUGCAUAUGGCAGCUCUGAUAGUGAAGAAGAGACAAUCCCAGCUGCUUCUGUGAAUGUGACUCCCAGCCCUUUCAUCAAAAAUGCCAUGUCACAAGACUCAAAGCAACAUAGCACCAUUCCAGCAGAAGAUUCAGGAAAGUUACAUACCUCCCAGGAUGCUAGUUUACAACCCAGGGCACCCCAAGUUGGCACACAUUUGCCAAACCCAACCCUCAGCCCAUCGAAGCAGCAGAUGAUUGAAAUUGAUGUGGUAGGAGGAUAUCGUAACAUGGCUGGCUAUGAUAGUGACACAGAAGACUCGGAAGAGGACUCUGACAGCUCCUCCUCUUCCAGCUCUUCUUUCUCCUCCUCCUCCUCCUCAUCGUCAUCAUCAGUUUUAUCAUCAUCGUCCUCUUCUUCAUCCCUCAAGAAGCCUCAGAAAGUACCGCAAACUCCAAGAGAGCCACCUCAAAGAAAGAAGAAUAAGAUGCUCACCCCAGGGGAGCUCACUCUGGAGGACCUGCCACCUAUCGAAGACCUGAAGAUCACUCUCCCACCAGAGAAGACACAGCUGGUGGGCAUGGUACACAGUGUGGUGAUGCAGCAGGUGGUGGUGGAAAGCCUCCCAGGUAUCCCUGCACUGGACCUCGACUCGGUGCUGUUUGUUGGUCCAGAGAGGCACUCACUUGGCCAGGUGUUUGAUGUGUUUGGUCCUGUCACACAGCCGCUGUACGUGGUUCGUUUCAACUCGGCAGAGGAUGUGACCCACAGUGGGGCAAAGCUGGGGGAGGAGGUGUUCUAUGCACCUACCUCAGAUGAGCACACCCACUAUGUUGAGAUGGAGGAGCUGCUGAGGUGCCGUGGAAGUGAUGCCUCUGGACUGCAAGGAAAUGAACUUGCUCCUGGAGAGAUCUCAGAUUUCUCAGAUGAUGAAGAGGAAGCUCGUGCCCGUCGCCGCAAUCGUUCUCGCACCACUGGCUCCAGGAAUAAUAAUAAUACCAACAACAACAACAACAAUAAUAAUAAUAAUAAUAAUAAUAACAACAACAACAACAACAACAGCAACAACAGCAACAACAAUAAUGGAAGCACCAGCUGGGAUUCACAGCCACACAGGAAGAGGCAUCGAGGACCCAACCACAAUCCUUUCCGUCUCCACUCCUCCAACCAUCCAACCUCCAUGCCACCCCCCACCCAUUUCUUUGGUCCCCCUCCAUUCAAUGCCCAACCUCCACCUCCAACACAAUGCAUGGCCCCACCUUCCCCCCAUCCUAAUCUUCCAUCACAUGGACCAUUUCCACACCCACCCCCACCCCCAUUCCACAGUGGACUGCCACCUCCAACACAGUUCAGUAAUGAGCCUCCCCCACCACCCCAUCAUAGAGGAGAGGGAGGGUUUGGAUGUAUGCCCCCACCUCCAGCAGGACAUCCUCCACCUCCUCCUCCUCCAAGCCCUCAGUGGGGAGAAAAUGUAGUGUUUGGUGGGGAAUCUGGGUUUGGGAGGGAAUUUUUGCCACCACAUCCCUCCAUGAUGCCGCCCCCACCACCACAGCAGGGAGGAUGGGGGAUGUCUCCACAGUUUCCUUCACACAAUAUGUUUACUGUUCCUCCCCCACCCCCAUCUCACACCCACAGCAUGCCUCAUCCACCUCCUCAAGGCAUGUCAUUACCUCCACCUAACAUUCCAGGCCCUCCGCCCCCACCUUAUCCACCAUCACAGCCACACCCACACUGCUAGACCCAGAGUAUUUGUAAUCUUCACCAUACUGUGCCACUCCAUUACAGCUCUAUAUUUGGCUAUACAACUUUACUCCACUGGUAGCAGACCACGCUGCACUGCAGCUAUCCAUCAUGUUGAGGUUUACAAAUCACUGAACUCAUACAGGCAGCAUCUGACUAUUUGAAGGAUCAGAAGGAAUGGGUAAGUGUUUGUGACCAUAGCAAGUAUUGACUGACAAUGAGGGCUUCAGUUAAGAGUUGGUGGUGAAUUCCAGGCGGACAUACUAAUCACCAUUAUUCACUAAUUUAGUUGAUAGCAGGGCAAAAAUAAAAUAAAGUAGGUAUAUCCUUUGGAUAUACCAUUGACAACACUUGAUCCCAGUCAUGCACAAGUGAUCAUUUAUAAAGGAAGUGGAUGCUUAAAUACUUGUGCUGGGUGAUGGAUUAUAAAACAACCAGUUUAAAACCAAAGAAAUGAAAGUCUGUUUACAUGUAUUUAUAUUAUACAAUGUAUGUUAAUGUUUGUGAAAUUGUACAUACAGAAGUUGUUUGUAAGGAGUGAUUGAUUUAGUUUAUGUAAUAUUGUUUACUGCCUAAUGGAUUUCAUAUCAUUAAUAGGCUUCAGGUACUAGGAGCUCCUGACAAAUAAGUUUACUUAAUAGUUUUAGUGUUACAAGAUAAAACAUUUGUCUGGGAAAUACAGGAGAGAGCAAAUGGAGAGAAAGGGAAGCAGUUUGUCAAUAGGGCUAGACCUACACCUGUAUGGUACUGUCUCAGUAUUUAACCAUAUAUUCUUUACUACUUCCAUGUCUGUUGUGAAAUAUCCAACUUUUUCAUGUUGUGAUUUGUUGCAACUUGUUUAUCUAAUUAAAAAAAAAAACUUACCA
Scylla paramamosain (green mud crab) is the source of this 3384-nucleotide messenger RNA. RefSeq names its product H/ACA ribonucleoprotein complex non-core subunit NAF1-like. Bases 225 to 2516 code for a protein of 763 amino acids. The record is from RefSeq and is a predicted model, not a curated record. The transcript has 7 exons. Gene Ontology annotation, biological process: ribosome biogenesis; pseudouridine synthesis; box H/ACA snoRNP assembly. NCBI's taxonomy places the organism in Eukaryota, Metazoa, Arthropoda, Malacostraca, Decapoda, Portunidae. Gene Ontology annotation, cellular component: sno(s)RNA-containing ribonucleoprotein complex. Gene Ontology annotation, molecular function: RNA binding.